Molecule: messenger RNA, 3338 nt
Organism: Coregonus sp. 'balchen'
Lineage: Eukaryota; Metazoa; Chordata; Actinopteri; Salmoniformes; Salmonidae
Source: the annotation of a GenBank genome assembly
CGGCGACGCUAUAGCCUACGGUAAACAGGGGUAGACUGUAUUACUUUAUAUUGGCCGGAAAUUAAACUUUGUGAUUACACUUUGAGGACGUUUGGUUCCAAAUUGCAAUCUGCAUAGCUGGGUUUCAGCAAAGAAACGGUUGGAGAAGUUUAAAUUUAAGGAGAUUAUAAGAAGAGGACAAGUUUAAUUCAGCCACGGCGCAGGAUCGGGAAGGGUUUAUUUCAGUGUCCAGUUGAGGAUGUUAACUUCCAACCCUGCAUCAGAGUGACUUCUUCUCUCACAGAGUUGUAGAGUGAGAAGGGAAGGCUGUUUAAAUGUGAAUGCAUGUCUCUACGGUAUAGAUAGACUAACCCAAGGAGGAAGAAACAGUGACGUUUUUAUUGCACUCCGUCUCUCCCGCUGACUGAACUGAACCAUGCAGCAUCCCUUGGACUUGGGGGCUCACUAUUACCCCCCGGAGGCUCACCCCGACCACCGCUCCCACUCACACCGCUACCGGAGCUUCAUGAUCGAAGAGAUUCUGACCGACCACCAUAAGGUGUCUACCCCGGCAGGGGAGCUGCUCAAGUUCGGAGUACAAGCUCUGUUAUCGGCGCGGCCAUACCACAACCACCUGGGUAAGAUGCACUACUUUUGGUUCUAGCUUGUUUUUAGAUGGAGGUGUUGCUUAACUUUAUGCUCGAAAUGUAUCCGAAAAGUUAGGUUGUAUUUGCUGUUAGUCUUUGUUGUAUAGUCUUCUCUAGACCAGGAACGAGUUUGGGAAAACUUGCUCUAGAUGACUGAUUUUGUUUUUCAACUGAAGCUAUUCGUUCAGGCAGUAAUUGUCCCAAAUGGCGCCGCGUAAAACAAGUUGAUUUAAUGCAUCUUUGCAUAUGAGCCUAUUUACAUUUGUGUUUCUGGUAGUAUUUACUUAUACAAAGUGCACGAUCGAGAAACUUUUCAAAUGUAUAUAGGCUAUAAUAGUAGGGCAAAGGUCUACCAACGGUUUCUUGGAUGAACCCCAAAAUAAGCAAUCGAGAGAGGCGCGUUACCAGUAAGCCAUAGGCAUGUUUCAAAAACAAGAUUAUAAUUUCAUUGGAUCUUUAAGAAGGUUUCUAAAGUAUAUAUUACUAUAUAAACUAUCAAAAACGGUAGACAAGUUUGUCUUGUGAAUGUUUCCACUCAAACGAAUGGUCACACUGGGUCACCAAACUUUAGAAAGGGCGAUGCGGGCCUUCUGCUUCACGCAGCCGGUCUCUGCUUUCAGAGUAUUGGCCUAAUGUCCUUUUUCCAGAGUGGUAUUACACGUGUUUACAUUGAUUGGUCAUACGUUUUGUAAAACUAGGCCUUGUUUAUCGAAUACCACUAUUUAUGCAUAUCAGCAGUCAUAUGAAUUUGGCUCAGGGAAACUGUGUUGGUGGGUGAAAAAACACAUUAAGAAAAUAGUAGCAUGACGUCACUUUGCGUGUCAAUAUUUCGACUAGAAAGUAGAUGCAUUUGGUUACAUAUUACAUUAAUUGAAAUGAUCCUUUCAUUGUUCAUAAGAAUAUAAAAAAAUAUAUAUAAUGCUUAUAAUAAUAUAACUAUUGCUAUAAGCAUUACCAUAAUUAUGAAAUAAAUACAAUACCAUUUUACAAUGAAAUGAUUAUUAUUUGUAGUGGUCCUAGGCCUAUUCUAGUAUAACGUAAUAAUAACAACUAUGUCUUAAAUAGUACUAUGACUUAACUAUUAUCAAAAUAAUACACAGAUAUAACAAUAUAAUAAAUAAAAUAAUAAUAAUUAUAUUAUUAUAAAAUAAAAUGUUAGUUACAUUUUACUGUAUUAAUGUUAACCUUUAUUUUACCAAGAAAACUGUCAUCAUCAGUUUGUAAUUGCCAAGCUAAUAGUAAAGUGUGCAGCCUGUAGGCAUUGUUAAAUGAAUUAUCUUCGUGUAGACCUAGAAUAACUCCAUUUAAAUGUGAUAUUGUUGGACUUUUAACUUGCAGUUUUGAAGGCCGACCAGUCGGGUAUCCUGAAGUUCCCCAUGUCGCCACUCUCUUGUUCAUUUGGAUCACCGUUAGGCUCUUCUCUCCUAUCCGGGGCUCCGGGCCGGCACAACGGCUCAGCCUCCCACCACCUGCCGCUGGACCUCCACCUCCGAAGCAAGCUUGAGCACGGCGGCGAAGGCAGGAGCAAGUCCAAAAAGGGCCGACGGAGCAGGACGGUCUUCACUGAGCUGCAGCUCAUGGGCCUGGAGAAAAGAUUUGAGAAACAAAAGUACCUUUCAACACCAGACAGGUAUUCAAAUUAUUUCAAUCAACUCUGUUUAUCCCCAAGCCCAGUUAUUGCUGCUGUGAGUAAAAAGUGACAGGCAGACAUAACAACAUGCAAAUUAGCCUUAUCUGCUGUUAGGACUGAUGAAACCAAAGAAAAUAUCCUUCUUUAUUACCAUUGACUAUCGACUGCUUUUAGUUCAAGGCAGCGUGAUAGUGGGAUAUUGGAGAAUGUCAAGGAAAUCUCUCUAAUCGCUUCUGUCUUUGUCCAUGCAGAAUAGAUCUUGCUGAGUGUCUGGAUCUGAGUCAACUACAAGUCAAAACCUGGUACCAGAACAGACGAAUGAAAUGGAAGAAAAUAGUACGUUCUCAUGUCUUAUUCUGAAUAAUAUGACAAUGAGGAGGAGAAUGAUUUAGAUAUAGAAUGAUAUGAGUUCACUUGGUUUUAUGGUAGGCCUUAACCGUUUAAUUGUAGACUAUUGAACUGUUUCCACUGAAACUUGAAUCGUUUCCACUGUACAGGUCCUACAAGGAGGAGGAUUGGAAUCUCCAACCAAACCAAAAGGCCGUCCGAAGAAGAAUUCCAUCCCCUCGAGCGAGCAGCUUUCGGAGCAGGAGAGGUCUCGAGACGUCGACCGUAAAUCGGACGGUUCCACCUCGUCACAUUCAGACACUAACCAAGAGGAAUUAUAACGUUGGUGCUCCGAGCCUCCGACUAACUGACAACUAACUAUCUGACGACGUUCACCUGACAUACAGCCUCUGGGAUGCGUAAUGUUACAUGGUCGACGGUUGGAUCCACGUGCCUUGACGUCGAUAUGUUGGCACUUAGAGAGAGACUGAUGUUGGCCUCCGGUAGGAGAGGCGGAACUACAUUUUUUACUACUAAUCUCGCUCAUCCUGGGACGAUGUUACUUUUUGUAUGCUAUAUCACAUCUUCUUUCAUCGUCAAUGUGUUCACAAUACCUUCUAUGCGUCCUUCCGCGUUACGACAAAACUGUUGUUACUGCUGUGGAGCGGUAGAGAGAGGAGUGAGGAGUGAAGGGACAUCGACCAGUAGGUACUGUUUCAUUGCCUCCAUUCCAAGGACCCACUUUCCACCCACUU